Molecule: messenger RNA, 1464 nt
Organism: Archocentrus centrarchus (flier cichlid)
Lineage: Eukaryota; Metazoa; Chordata; Actinopteri; Cichliformes; Cichlidae
Gene: gdpd3a
Product: glycerophosphodiester phosphodiesterase domain containing 3a
Exons: 11
Coding region: 186-1151 (321 amino acids)
Biological process (GO): glycerophospholipid catabolic process
Cellular component (GO): endoplasmic reticulum membrane
Molecular function (GO): phosphatidylcholine lysophospholipase A1 activity; phosphoric diester hydrolase activity
Source: RefSeq, a predicted model, not a curated record
GGCCGGGGAGAGAGAGAGAAAUCCCUGUGAGGUUAUGAGCUGGUGCUUCAUUAACUGACUUUUACAGCUCUGAAGGUUUCAGCUCUGCCUGCUAAGAGUAGGACUUUGCAAGACAAGUUUUUGCUGGUGCUUCUGGUCAACCUGCUCUGUGGGAUCUCACAGAGACUCUGUCAGGGAUUCGCUGGAUGUGCUUGCAGGAAAGGAUGAUCAGUUUUUUAUAUUUUAUCCUCCCAGUGUUGGGAGGAUACACCCUCACCUCAGUUUACCUGCUGAAAAACCCGCACAUUCUCCACAAGAGGAAACGCACCACUUUCUACUGCAAACACAUCUCACACAGAGGAGGAUCUGGAGAGAGGAUAGAGAGCACCAUGGAGGCAUUCACACAUGCGGUGGAGCAGGGCACAGAGAUGUUGGAGAUGGACUGUCAUUUGACGCACGAUGGAUAUGUGGUGGUAUCACAUGACGAGAAUUUGCUGAGGCAGACUGGCCAUGACGUCACCAUCUCCUCGCUUAAUCUACAGGAUUUGCCUUUGUAUAAAGAGAGACUGGAGGUGACAUUUUAUGCAGGUCGAUACAGCAGUGGCACAGACAGGAAUUUUGCUCUGCUGGAGGAUGUGUUCAAAAAGUUCCCUGAGACACCUGUCAGCAUUGAGAUCAAAGAGAACAACCACCAGCUGAUAGAGAAAGUGUCUGAACUGGUUAGACGCUACAACAGGGAAGAGAUCACUGUGUGGGCUUCCACGAACUCCACGAUCAUGAAGGAAUGUUGCAAAAUGAACGGCUCCAUGCCAUACAGUUUCACCAUGAGCCGAGGUAUGCUGCUUCUGCUUCUCUACUACACGGGGCUGCUGCCCUUUGUGCCAAUAGGAGAGAGUUUACUGCAGUUCUACCUGCCACGUAUCAUGAACAGAACAUACAUUCCAGACGAGGACAUCUUGAGGAAGAGGCUGCUUGUGGCUUUGUUAGAAAAAGUAACUAUGAGGAAGAGUCUUUUUAAACACCUCUCUGCCCGUGGAAUUCAGGUGCAUUUAUUUGUUUGCAACACAGAUGAAGACAUAAAGGCAGCACUUGAAGUGGGAGCCACUGGGGUGAUGAGUGACUAUCCAGCUCUUCUGUCCAACUACCUCUGCAGAAACAGAAGCCAGGACUGAACCCAAACACACCAUCACGUGACAGCAACAAUGGGACUGACAAAAACAACUAGAACUGAAGAAUAUUUGGUCCACAUCAUAAUCACCAUGCAGUGGGAACAAAUCUAUAAUUAAUCUCUUCAGUAUUGACCUCUAAUCAGUGCUGGCAGAAUGACUUGUUUGUUGUGGGAUCAUUUCUACAGCCUCCGCCCACAAGCAGACCCGGUCAUUGAUUUUUGUCUGCAGCAAAUCUAAGGAGUGAAUAUUUAACCAGCUGAUUAAAUGUGACUUUGUUUUGAAUGUCUCUGAUGUUAUUUUCUGCUAUUUUCAUGAU